This is a messenger RNA of Clarias gariepinus (North African catfish), 1831 nucleotides long. It is a transcript of the gene ramp1, whose product is annotated as receptor activity modifying protein 1. Gene Ontology annotation, cellular component: membrane; cell surface; signaling receptor complex. Lineage: Eukaryota; Metazoa; Chordata; Actinopteri; Siluriformes; Clariidae. The coding region runs from base 355 to 804 and encodes 149 amino acids. The record is from RefSeq and is a predicted model, not a curated record. Gene Ontology annotation, biological process: receptor internalization; regulation of G protein-coupled receptor signaling pathway; protein localization to plasma membrane. The transcript has 3 exons. Gene Ontology annotation, molecular function: coreceptor activity.
CAAUUAUUAUUAUUAUUAUUAUUUGACUCCGUGUAAACCGGACUCGUUUUUACGUCCGUGAAGAGUCCGAGUCGUUUUGGACUGAAACACUUCAGGACAGAAUGUAGAUUGGUUUCGUCUCGCGCUCUGGAUCGCUCGCUCGCUCGCUCGCGCUGUCGCACGCGCCAGGCUCGGUCGCUGUUCUUCCUCCGAGCUGUAACUCUGUGUCUCAGAGUGUCUCAGAGUGACCUGCGCAGAGUGUCGAUCCGCUGCGUAUAAACAUGUGUUAUAGAGCACAGACACCGAAUAACGAAUAACUUGUGCGGAAAGGAGGACUAGACAAACUUGUCAUCGGGGUGAAAAUAUCGCUUUAGGAUGGGAAUCAGAGGCGUUUUACCGGCCAGGAGGCAUGCAGCUGUGUGUGUUGUACUGGCGACUCUCUCUGCAGUAGCGAUGGCUUGUAGCAGCUAUUAUGAAGAUGCUAUCAAGGAGUUAUGUCUGGCCAAGUUCAAGGAGGACAUGGAAGCUCUAGACCAGGGCCACUGGUGCAGCUGGGAAGACACAGUACAGUCUUAUGGAGAGCUGACAAACUGCACGUUCCUGGUGGCCUGGAAGAUGAACUGCUUCUGGCCCAACAGGCUAGUGGACGAGUUCUUCAUAAGUGUUCACCGGCACUAUUUCCACAACUGCGCGCCCACAGGCCGACUUCCUCACGACCCACCCAACAGGAUUUUAGGGCCCUUCAUCAUAGUACCCAUUGUGGUCACGUUGCUCAUGACUGCCCUGGUGGUGUGGAGGAGUAAACGCAGCGAGGGCAUUGUGUAAUGCAGAUCUUUCUGCUCCAGUGACCCUCACAAGCACCGAGGCUCUUAUUACCAACGCACUAUGCUGCUAAAACAAAGAGAUGUUCAAUUAUGGAUUCGUAUCGCAUCAGAUAGCUAAAGCACGGCGCAGCCUGCUGCUUACACACACACACACACACACGUACGUACACAUACACACACAAAUAACCUGAAAGAAACUGUACAAGCGACUGCCUUUAAAAUAUACAAUGUACAAGCAAAACUUUAUUUCUUAGACUUCUGUCAUAUGUCUGCAAGGUCCUGAAAUCUGAAGUAGUGACAUUUUUCAUUACAAUACCUCAAUGGAGAAACAGCUGCAGUACAAGUGGAGCUGACAAUGACUGAAUGAUACUAAUUUAUAAUCAGACACACCACAAAAGCAGAUUAUUGUCAUUAUCUUUAUCUGUGAGGACUGGACUCCAGACAAACAGCUCCCUUUCCCUUCACCUUUAUGCAUUCUUAUGCUGUGCAUUGUGUCAAAUCAUAAUAAUGUUUAGUUUAGCUGUUGGAUUUUUUUUUUUAAUGGAAUAACCCAUGUGACUAUUCUCAAACUGUGUAAAUGUCAAUGGCAUUUUAAUUUUGUUGUUGAAUAAACAUUUGAGGUGAACGAAAAUUUGAACUAUCUUGAAACGACUGGGUUUAAUUACACCGUGCGAUCUGAGAAGCUUGUUAACAUGAUUUGUGAUGAUUAGAGACUUUGUGUAAUUGAAUGCUCAUUUGUCUUAAAGCUGGUAAAGCCGGUAACUUCAGCACCUGUCUCUUCUAUUUCUUAUCCUGUAUUCUUUUGUGUCCUGACGGCUAAAAAAAUAUAAACCAAAAAUAUGGAGGAUUUAAAAGGAAGCAAUGGUAGCUUAUUGGUUCUGCUUUAGUAAAAUUGCUCUAAUGGCUGAAAGGUUAUGAGUUCAAAUUCCAAGACUGUCAGAAAGGAACUGUCCAAUCCCCUGAGGAGGCCUCUUAACAUUAAGCUCAAUGCUUCGUUUGUGUACUGCAUCACUUGUAAAUAAAUUUGC